Messenger RNA from Phragmites australis (common reed), 988 nucleotides. RefSeq lists its product as uncharacterized. Lineage: Eukaryota; Viridiplantae; Streptophyta; Magnoliopsida; Poales; Poaceae. The transcript has a single exon. The record is from RefSeq and is a predicted model, not a curated record. The coding region runs from base 130 to 735 and encodes 201 amino acids.
CCCGCUUUUCUCCUUUCCCACCACACAGUGUGUGGCACACACGUGCUCACCGACCAGGCGACAACCCUCAGUAGCCGGUCCCAUCCCCAAACCCCCGUUCCCCAUCCACCUCCAAGAAUCCAAGAACCCAUGGACGGCGACGUGGCCACCGGAGGCAGAGGGAGCGGCGGCGGGGGCACGAGUAUCCAGGUCACGGGGCUGGACGGCAUUGUGAACGUGAACUCGCUCUUCACCCUCGCCGCAUUCCUCGGCCUGGCCUGGCGCCCCUCCUCCGACGGGCCGGGCCUCGCCGACGGCGCCGACCACACGGGCAACCCCUGCGCGGCCGGGGACCGCGCCGAGUCCGACCUCGUCUCCUUCCACGUGCUCGCCUUCGCCUGCUUUCUCUUCUCCAGCCUCGUCGCGCUCUGCCUCAAGCAGAUCGUCCGCACCUACCCGCACUACCGCCGCGGCGGGCCCAGCUCCUCCUCCGCCGCCACGACCGUGGUCGGCAGGACGGCGAGGAUCAACCGCGCCGCGCUUCGCGUGGGGAUCCUUGCGUCGGCGGUGGGGUCCGUCGGCGGGUGCGGGUUCCUGAUGAUGGCCCUCGUCAACGUGGUGCAAGUGAAGCUCGGCCGACUCGGGUGCGGCGCCGGCGGGUCCGCCGCCUUGGUCGCCGUCGUGCCGCUCGUCACGCUCGUCCCCGUCGGCAUGCUCAUCUACAUCGGAAUCGUCUUCUACGCUUUCACCCGCUAGCUCUCAAUGCCUCAAUCAGCGGAUCAAGAAACUCCAAACCAGCAGUAUCUAGAGCAGAAUCUGGUGUUUCAGUCGUAUUUUAUCUGUGUCAUCCUUCGAUCUUUUGUGUGAUCUACAAUGAGAGACAGAGAGAGACGAAACAAAUUCAACUGACUUGUGUGUAAAUUUAAUGUCUGUGCUUGCAUUUUUCGUGAGUAUGCUUGUUUUGUGCAAACGAAUCUGUUGCAAUUUCAUCUGCAAGUUUCCACGUACU